GGGAACAUGUAUUGUGAACAUUUAUUUCUUUGUUUGCAGCAUUUUCAAGUAGCCAUGUACUCUGCAAUUGCAAUUCUGAUCAUUGUGUUUGCAGCUCUUUUUGCUGUUUUUGGUUUGUUGGUAGUUGUCUUAGUAUACUUUGAGUUGAGAAAUACAAAUAUUCCUCCAGGAGUUGCUAAUCCUGGGAAACUACGUGUGAUUCAUUGUACGUAUGUUGGGAUAAACAUUGUGGGCCAAAUUCUGGAGCGAUUGGGGCUAUGUCAUCAGAUGAAUUUUACACGAUGGUGCAGAUUUUUUAUCAUGGCCAGAAAAGGGCCAGUGCCCCAAGGGCUUCGUAUUAAGGACUUGACCUUCAGUGGAGUUCCAGUGAGGGUGUAUGAGCCUACAGCUGCAUCGGGAGAGAAAAAAAGGGGCCUGGUUUACUUUCAUGGUGGCGGAUGGAUGUUCGGCUGUAUUGAUGAUUACGAUGAAGUGUGUCAGUAUAUAUCACUGGAGAGUGACACCACAGUUGUGUCUGUUGGUUACCGUCUGGCCCCCGAGCACAGGUACCCUGCCCACUUGGACGACUGUGAGGUCGUGACUCGCCACUUCCUGUCAAUAGCGGCAACCGAUUUCGGGGUGGACCCACGCAGGGUGGCAGUUGGUGGGGACAGUGCUGGGGGGAACCUGGCAGCCGCUCUCUGCCAGAGGCUGUCGAAAACACAGGAUGGUCAUCUGCCAUCUCCCUGCGCCCAGGUUCUCAUCUACCCGGCUCUGCAGAUGGCAGAUUUCCACCUGCCCUCAUACCAGCAGAACCACUCAGUGCCCAUAUUGUUCAGAGCCCGAACGGUGUUCUUUUUCCUGCAGUACCUCAACGGGAAUACUUCUGUGAGCCAGCAGAUUCUGGAAGGCAAGCAUGUUCCUGCCGAGCUAAAACGUCACUAUAAGAAAUGGCUGGAUCCAGAUAAUCUUCCACCACAGUUUAGAAAGGGAGCCACAAGUCCGCCAGUUAUUGCAAGCCACGAUGCUGACGUCUAUCACAUCGUCAAACAGGGCCUAGAUCCAGAGAUCUCCCCUUUACUAGUCGAGGACGAUGUUCUUCGCCUCAGUCCACCCACCUUCACCCUGACCUGUGAGUUUGAUGUGCUGAGAGACGAUGGCGUUCUGUUCCAGAAGCGACUGAAGGAUGUAGGAGUGGAUGUCAAGUGGGAGCAUCUAUCUGAUGGCUUCCAUGGGAUCAUCAGCUUCUUCAACCAAGGCUGGUUGACAUUUGAAUCCUCUCAAAGGGCUAUGGACAGCAUUGUAAGAUAUGUAAAGACUCUCUGAGUCAAAAGAUUUGUCAGAAUGAUUUAUAAUAUGGCCUGUUAAAUAAAACUGAAUGAGCAAAAAUACACUUUAACAAUUUAACACAAUAGUCAGGUUAUGUAAUUGAACAGUCUCGUUCAUUUGAUUGUAGUUCUCAUCAUUAAAUUCAUUAAUUACACAAUCUUA
This is a messenger RNA of Pimephales promelas (fathead minnow), 1470 nucleotides long. RefSeq names its product arylacetamide deacetylase like 4 (gene aadacl4). The record is from RefSeq and is a predicted model, not a curated record. Gene Ontology annotation, molecular function: carboxylic ester hydrolase activity. Gene Ontology annotation, cellular component: membrane. NCBI's taxonomy places the organism in Eukaryota, Metazoa, Chordata, Actinopteri, Cypriniformes, Leuciscidae.